UUUGGUUGUUAUGGUCCAUGAGUGUGGAAAUUUUUAUUCUUGAGUUAAAAAUUUUCGUGCUUCGACCGUAUUUUCACUAAAUGCAAAUUAUUUUCGGUACUUACUAUGGAUUUUCAAUACUAAUUCUUUUUUUUCAUUGGACAAUUAGUCAAAGGUUGACAGUGGAGGAAGUUGUCUUUGGGAAGGAACCCGGGCUAGAGGGGCGACCAACGGGAGAGGGGUUUGUGAAAUUCGGCGCCUCCGAAGAGGCAGAACGGGCUUUGCAACUUAAUGGGCAACAUAUGGGGACAAGAUACUUGGAAAUAUUCAAAAGUGAUGGAGCUGCAUUUGAAGCUUUUAAAUUGCGUUCACAAAACAACAUUGUCCCUUUGAAAGCUCUAGCGCAGUCUACUCCAGAUUGGGGGCCUGGAUAUGGUGGUGGAUAUGGCUAUGGUGGAGGCGGAUAUGGGUAUGGACCUGGUCCCGGUGAUCAUUAUGGUGGUGGAUAUUCAUUUGGAUCUGGCUAUGAGCAACGUGGUGGAGGCGGACGUCCAUAUGGAAGAGGAUAUAAUGGUAUUAUUUUAUUAAGUAAAAAGUCUAAUAAUGACGUUUGGUCCUGA
Messenger RNA from Meloidogyne enterolobii, 599 nucleotides. Lineage: Eukaryota; Metazoa; Nematoda; Chromadorea; Rhabditida; Meloidogynidae. The record is from the annotation of a GenBank genome assembly.